AUGACUCGUGACAAAAGGUAUGCGUAUAGUGGAGGUGGACGUGCCAUCACUUCUGUAUCUGUCUCCUCCGACGCAGGAUGCACUUGGAUACCAGCUCAACUUCAUCCCGUUAGUAGACCGAUAAAGCCCCAUAAACAGAGUGAGCAACAAUCAGUCUCUCCGUCAAAUGAACCAACUGAGGAGAUCAAUCUUCCAAAAGAAAUGCCUCAUUGGGCCUGGACACUUUGGGAGGCAACUGUUGAAAUUCCAAAGGUUCAUGCUUCCAAUUGGCUAGUCCUUUUUCAACUGAGUGAUUUGGCCUCUUAUUUUCCUGUCACGCACUCUGUUUUCACUCAGAAGACCAUUGUCCUCAUUGAUUACAGUCUAGCUCCGCUCUGCUCCUGA
Messenger RNA from Protopolystoma xenopodis, 384 nucleotides. The record is from the annotation of a GenBank genome assembly. Lineage: Eukaryota; Metazoa; Platyhelminthes; Monogenea; Polystomatidea; Polystomatidae.